Molecule: messenger RNA, 3864 nt
Organism: Pseudomyrmex gracilis
Lineage: Eukaryota; Metazoa; Arthropoda; Insecta; Hymenoptera; Formicidae
Product: squamous cell carcinoma antigen recognized by T-cells 3-like
Exons: 6
Coding region: 566-3292 (908 amino acids)
Biological process (GO): RNA processing
Molecular function (GO): protein binding; RNA binding
Source: RefSeq, a predicted model, not a curated record
GCAGCCAUAUAUACGACAAAGAUAGAAUGACGCUCGUGUGUACACAAGUGGUGUUUCCGAACGUGGCCUAAUGUCGUUCUGUAUCAUUCCAAUCAAAAACACUCAAUUAUAUUAUUAAGUAAGAAAAUACUUGUGAGAAACCUACACGUUUGAAUUGCUUCGAUUUUUCAAUUUCUCAUCGAACUAAUCGGUAACCGCGGAUCAUAGCGAACAGACAGCAGCAGGACGGCAGAGAUUGCAGCGACUUAUGUUCCGGUCACGUAAAAGACAUGUAUAAACAUAAUCUUCUCGAAGUGAAAAUGAGAUUUUUGCGUUUAAAAAGUCUCUUAAAAAGAAGAGAUUGGAAACAUAUUUAAAGAUUUCAUCAAAAAAUACGGUGAGAUUUUGUACGCUAAUUCCAGUUGUAUAAGUUUAAAAAAAAUUCGUUAAAUAUCAACAACAAAACCCUAUAUAUAGUGAGAUUUCCAACAGUGGAAAAAAAACGGUGAACAGAGUUUGUCCAUAACCUGUCGUAAGAGCGAUACAAGAGCAAACACAUCAAAUAGAUAGAGAAAUUGCGAGAACAAUGGAAGUAGAAAUGGAUAUUGCGAAAGAAGAAGACAACGAGAAAGCUUUCCGAGAAGCUUCAGACGAGAUCGAAGACGAUGCGAUGGAGAGCGAAACUGAGAAGAAAACCGACGAAAAUGUCGAAAAGAUCGAAUCCGACGACAGCGACGAUGAGGAGGAAGCCGAUGAAACGGAAGUGAAGUCUUUGCAAACUGCUUUGACGGAAAAUCCAUACGAUUACGCCACUCACGUAGCUCUGAUCAAUAAAUUGCGAACAAUGGGCGAAUUGGAUCGCUUGCGAGUUGCCAGAAAUAAUAUGAGCAAUGUGUAUCCAUUGAGUCCCGAGCUCUGGUUGUCCUGGAUACGCGAUGAAAUCAUGUUAGCAACCACAACUGAACAGAAAGUUGAAGUAACACAACUGUGUGACCGAGCUGUCAAAGAUUACAUGUCUGUAGAAGUGUGGCUGGAAUAUCUACAGUUUAGCAUUGGAAACAUGGGUACAGAAAAAGAUGCAGCUAAGAAUGUUCGUCAACUCUUUGAACGUGCGUUAACUGCUGUUGGAUUGCACACUAUCAAAGGAGCAAUAAUAUGGGAAGCGUUUCGAGAAUUUGAGAUUGUUUUAUUCGCACUGAUUGAUACCGCGAAUAUAGCGGAAAAGAAAGAACAAUUAGGACGAAUCGGUGAUUUGUUCCGGCGUCAAUUAGCGUGUCCUCUUUUAGACAUGGAAAAGACACACGAGGAAUACCAAUUGUGGCGUGCGGGAGAUGGCGCGGAGGCAUCAAUUGAUGACAAAAGUGUUUCAAUAGGAUACGAACACGCUCUUGCAAAGUUAAACUCUCUUCUUCCUUAUGAAGAAAAGCUUGUCUCUGCUCAAGGGGAAAAUGAGUUGCUCGAUGCUUAUAAAGGAUAUUUGUUACAUGAGAAACAGCAGCGUGAUCCAAAACGUAUCAUAGUUCUUUACGAAAGAGCAAUAACUGAUUUGAGCUUGGAGGCGACGAUUUGGCACGAUUAUCUUACUUAUCUGGAAGACGUAUCAAAGACCGAAUCUGUAAUAGAUCCGAUUUAUCAGAGAGCAACGAGGAAUAUUCCAUGGUGUUCAAGAAUUUGGCAAAAAUGGCUAAGGUUGUACGAAAAAUGGACAAGGCCGAUAUUGGAAGUACAGAAGAUAUUAGAGAACGCUUUGGCUGUUAGUUUUUCUACAGCAGAAGAUUAUCGAAAUUUGUGGAUUGUGUAUCUGGAAUAUCUACGACGCAGAAUCGAGCAGAGUUCGGACGAAGAAAAAGAUAGGCGUAUAGACGUUAUCCGCAAUACAUUCAACAGAGCGUGCGAACAUUUGGCAAAAUAUUUUGGACUGGAUGGUGAUCCCAAUUGUAUUAUUCUACAAUACUGGGCAAGAACUGAAGCGAUACACGCAAAUAACAUGGAAAAGGCCAGAACUUUAUGGGCUGAUAUUCUUUCGCAGGGGCACUCUGCAACAGCUUCUUAUUGGUUGGAAUACAUAUCGCUGGAAAGAUGCUACGGAGAUACGAAGCAUUUGAGGAAAUUAUUCCAAAAAGCUUUAUCUGUUGUGAAAGAUUGGCCAGAAAGUAUAGCAAACGCUUGGAUAGAUUUUGAACGUGACGAGGGAACUCUAGAACAAAUGGAACUUUGUGAAGUCAAAACAAAAGAAAAGCUUGAUAAAGUUAUGGAAGAACGGCAAAAGCAACAAGAAACUUGUCGUAGUGAAUUGCCAACGCAAAAUAAGAAAGCAAACAAAAGAAAGUUAGACGACAGUGGCAAAUGGAAAAACUUGGGAGGUUCUCCGUCAAAAAUUGUAAAAUCCAGCACGCACGAAAAGUUAUUAUUACGAGAAAGUCGUUUGAACAAGUUAAAUUAUAUCGACAAUACGGAAGAUAAGCAUAAAAAAGAAGAAGCGAAACCAAAAAUUGAAGCGCCACCAUUCGGUUUGAAAAAGACCGAAGACGUAGACAAUACGAGUAAUCAGCCUGAGAUAGACAACAACAUUACAGUUUUUGUCAGCAAUUUAGAUUACACCGCGACUGAAGACGAAGUGAAAGAUGUCAUGAAAUCAGCUGGUCCGAUAACAUUAUUUAAAAUGAUCAAAGAUUACAAAGGACGUAGCAAAGGAUAUUGCUACGUACAGUUAAGCAGUACAAAAGCUGUGGAAGAAGCUUUAAAAUUGGAUAGAACGCCCAUAAAAGGGCGUCCCAUGUUCGUUUCGAGAUGCGAUCCCAAUAAGAGUACAAGAAGUUCCGGAUUUAAGUACAGUUCUACACUCGAAAAGAACAAACUCUUUGUCAAAGGACUUCCACUCACGACGACGAAAGAGCAACUCGAAGAAAUAUUUAAGGUUUACGGAGAUCUCAAGGAAGUUCGUUUGGUUACUUACCGUAAUGGACACUCAAAGGGUUUGGCUUACGUCGAAUAUCACGACGAGGCAAUCGCUGCGAAGGCCCUUUUCAAUACCGACGGUAUGAAAAUCCAAGACAAAGUUAUCAACGUUGCGAUAAGUCAACCACCCGAUCGUAAGAAAAUCCAAACGACAGAGGAAAGCGGUAAACAAAUCAAGUCAUUGGGUGGGACGACGACAAGCCGCACCGCGUUUGGAGUGCCUAAAACUUUAUUAUCUAUGGUACCCCGUAACGUUAAAACAAAUAACAGAAAUGGCGCGGCACCGAACGGAAACGGGAUUGCGCAGUCGAUGAGCAAUCAAGAGUUUAGAAAUAUGUUGUUCGAUAAAAAAUAACCAGCUAUAUAUUAUAUUAUAUAAAUUAUAUCUGUUUUCAAUCUACUUGUGUUUCGAUCUGUUGCGUAUCUACCAAUUGCACGUGUUGUUGACACAUAACUUUCAUGCAAUUUUAGCACCGGUUGUAACAGUUAGUAACAAUACAGUGCUUGACAUUUAUUGCACUUUGACUGUUAAAUGACAUUAAAGACAGAUUUCUUUUGCCACGGUAAAGUGCCACGUAUUAUAUAAUACAUGUGUCGUUACAAUUUCAAACGUGCGAUAAAGUCUUACGUGUAGCUAAAAAAACAAUUUUGUAUUUUAUGCGACUCAUAUACCAUAUUUACAUCUCGAUGUAUUACUUCAUUGCUUUUCUUUCCGUGCGUAUAUGUGUAAGCGCGCAAAGUAUCUUUCGUAUCAGAACUGUGUUUCGAUAUUUACUGCCAGUAAUAAAAAUCUAUAUGCUCGACGUCACAUGGGCUAUAGAUUUUUACUACCGACAGCGAACAUCAGAACGCAGCCUAGAAAGUUAUACGUUACGAGCGAUUGUUUAGAAAGAGACAGUUAAUCUCUCUAGAAUCCAUUAGUAACUU